Molecule: messenger RNA, 3774 nt
Organism: Budorcas taxicolor (takin)
Lineage: Eukaryota; Metazoa; Chordata; Mammalia; Artiodactyla; Bovidae
Gene: PCDH7
Product: protocadherin 7
Exons: 3
Coding region: 1-3774 (1257 amino acids)
Biological process (GO): homophilic cell-cell adhesion
Cellular component (GO): plasma membrane
Molecular function (GO): calcium ion binding
Source: RefSeq, a predicted model, not a curated record
AUGCUGAGGAUGCGGACCAUGGGAUGGGCGCGCGCCUGGUGUCUGGGCUGCUGUCUCCUCUUGCCGCUUUCGCUCAGCCUAGCGGCCGCCAAGCAACUCCUCCGGUACCGACUGGCCGAGGAGGGCCCAGCAGACGUCCGCAUCGGCAACGUCGCCUCGGACUUGGGCAUCGUGACCGGCUCCGGUGAGGUGACUUUCAGCCUCGAGUCGGGCUCAGAGUACCUGAAGAUCGACAAUCUCACCGGCGAGCUGAGUACGAGCGAGAGGCGCAUCGACCGCGAGAAACUGCCCCAGUGUCAGAUGAUCUUCGACGAGAACGAGUGCUUCUUGGACUUCGAGGUGUCGGUGAUCGGGCCCUCGCAGAGCUGGGUGGACCUGUUCGAGGGUCGGGUCAUCGUGCUCGACAUCAACGACAACACGCCCACCUUCCCGUCACCCGUGCUCACGCUCACGGUGGAGGAGAACCGGCCGGUGGGCACUCUCUACCUGCUGCCCACCGCCACCGACCGCGACUUCGGCCGCAAUGGCAUUGAGCGCUACGAGCUGCUACAGGAGCCCGGGGGCGGCGGCGGCGGCGGCGGCGGCGAGGGCCGGCGCGCCGGGCCUGCCGACAGCGCCCCCUACCCCGGGGGCGGCGGGAACGGCGGGAGCGGCGGCGGCCCCGGGGGUUCCAAGAGGAGGCUGGACGCGCCAGAAGGCGGCGGCGGGACCAGCCCCGGCGGACGCAGCAGCGUGUUCGAACUGCAGGUGGCCGACACCCCGGAUGGCGAAAAGCAGCCGCAAUUGAUCGUGAAGGGGGCGCUGGACCGCGAACAGCGCGACUCCUACGAGCUGACCCUGAGGGUGCGCGACGGUGGCGAUCCGCCUCGCUCCUCUCAGGCCAUCCUGCGGGUGCUCAUCACCGACGUGAACGACAACAGCCCCCGCUUCGAGAAGAGCGUGUAUGAGGCUGACCUGGCCGAGAACAGCGCCCCGGGGACCCCCAUCCUUCAGCUGCGUGCCGCCGACCUGGACGUGGGGGUCAACGGGCAGAUUGAGUACGUGUUCGGGGCUGCUACCGAGUCCGUGCGGCGGCUGCUGCGCCUAGACGAGACGUCCGGCUGGCUCAGUGUCCUGCACCGUAUAGACCGCGAGGAAGUGAACCAGCUGCGCUUCACGGUCAUGGCCCGAGAUCGCGGGCAGCCUCCCAAGACAGACAAAGCCACGGUGGUCCUUAAUAUCAAGGACGAGAACGACAAUGUGCCGUCCAUUGAAAUCCGCAAGAUCGGGCGUAUCCCACUGAAGGAUGGGGUGGCCAACGUGGCCGAGGACGUUCUGGUGGACACCCCCAUCGCCCUGGUGCAGGUGUCUGACCGAGACCAAGGCGAGAAUGGAGUGGUCACCUGCACCGUGGUGGGCGACGUGCCUUUCCAGCUCAAGCCGGCCAGUGACACAGAGGGCGACCAGAACAAGAAAAAGUACUUCCUGCACACCUCGGCCCCUUUGGACUAUGAGACCACGAGGGAGUUCAACGUGGUCAUAGUAGCGGUGGACUCCGGCAGCCCCAGUCUCUCCAGCAACAACUCCCUGAUUGUCAAGGUGGGAGACACCAACGACAACCCGCCUGUCUUUGGCCAGUCAGUGGUGGAGGUGUACUUUCCUGAGAACAACAUCCCCGGAGAGAGGGUAGCCACGGUGCUGGCUACAGACGCGGACAGUGGGAAAAACGCUGAAAUCGCCUACUCGCUGGACUCUUCCGUGAUGGGGAUCUUUGCCAUCGAUCCCGAUUCUGGGGACAUUCUCGUCAAUACUGUGCUGGACCGCGAGCAGACUGACAGGUACGAGUUUAAAGUUAACGCCAGAGACAAAGGCAUCCCCGUGCUACAGGGCAGCACCACAGUGAUUGUUCAGGUGGCUGACAAGAAUGACAAUGACCCUAAGUUCAUGCAGGACGUCUUUACCUUUUAUGUGAAAGAAAAUUUACAGCCCAACAGCCCCGUGGGAAUGGUCACAGUGAUGGAUGCUGACAAGGGGCGCAAUGCAGAGAUGAGCCUAUACAUAGAGGAGAACAGUAACAUUUUUUCCAUUGAAAAUGACACGGGGACUAUUUACUCCACGAUGUCUUUUGACAGAGAACAUCAGACCACAUACACUUUCAGAGUCAAAGCUGUGGAUGGGGGAGAUCCUCCCAGAUCUGCAACAGCCACGGUCUCUCUCUUUGUGAUGGAUGAGAAUGACAAUGCUCCCACUGUCACCCUUCCCAGAAAUAUUUCCUACACUUUACUGCCACCUUCAAGUAACGUCAGGACAGUAGUAGCUACAGUGUUGGCAACAGACAGUGAUGAUGGCAUCAAUGCAGACCUUAACUACAGCAUUGUGGGAGGGAAUCCCUUCAAGCUGUUUGAGAUUGAUUCCACCAGUGGUGUGGUUUCCUUAGUGGGAAAACUCACCCAAAAGCAUUAUGGCUUGCACAGGUUGGUGGUGCAAGUGAAUGACAGUGGGCAGCCUUCCCAGUCUACCACGACUCUGGUGCAUGUGUUUGUCAAUGAAAGUGUUUCUAAUGCAACUGUGAUUGACUCUCAAAUAGCCAGAAGCUUGCACACCCCACUCACCCAGGAUAUAGCUGGUGACCCAAGCUAUGAAAUUAGCAAACAGAGACUCAGUAUUGUCAUUGGGGUGGUUGCUGGAAUUAUGACUGUGAUUCUAAUCAUCUUAAUUGUAGUGAUGGCAAGAUAUUGCCGGUCCAAAAAUAAAAAUGGCUAUGAAGCUGGCAAAAAAGAUCAUGAAGACUUUUUUACACCCCAACAGCAUGACAAAUCUAAAAAACCUAAAAAGGACAAGAAAAACAAAAAAUCUAAGCAGCCACUCUACAGCAGCAUUGUCACUGUAGAAGCUUCUAAACCAAAUGGACAGAGAUAUGAUAGUGUCAAUGAGAAGCUGUCAGACAGCCCAAGCAUGGGCCGAUACCGGUCAGUUAAUGGUGGGCCUGGCAGUCCUGACCUGGCCAGGCAUUACAAAUCUAGUUCCCCCUUGCCUACUGUCCAGCUUCACCCCCAAUCACCAACUGCAGGAAAAAAACACCAGGCCGUACAAGAUCUACCACCAGCUAAUACGUUUGUGGGAGCAGGAGACAACAUUUCAAUUGGAUCAGAUCACUGCUCUGAGUACAGCUGUCAAACCAAUAACAAAUACAGCAAACAGCCAUUUCGUAGAGUGACGUUUUCUGUUGUGAGUCAGCCUCAGGACCCACAUCAGGGGUCACUGCAGAGUUGCUAUGACAGCGGGCUGGAGGAGUCAGAAACACCAAGCAGUAAGAGUUCAUCAGGGCCAAGACUGGGUGCCCUUCCACUCCCAGAGGACAACUAUGAAAGGACCACGCCGGAUGGCAGUGUUGGUGAGGCAGAGCAUAUGGAAAAUGAUUCAAGACCUCUUCCAGAUGUAGCCCUGACUGGGAAGUGUACCCGUGAGUGUGAUGAGUAUGGCCAUUCCGACUCCUGCUGGAUGCCUGUCCGCACUUCUCCAGAGAGGAAGAAGAGCCAGCCCAAACUCUCCACUUUCAUGCCUGUUGAUGAACGAGGAAGCCAGGAAAAACUGGCUAAUGGUGAGGCCGCCAUCAUGGGUGACCGCAACAGAAACCUCCUGAACAAAAAGUUGACCUCAUCCUAUGAGACCUUCAGUGCGGCUAGUUUCAGCAAAAAUGAGGAUGCCAACACUGAGGAUAUUCCCCUUACAAAAACGGGGGAAUACAAGCCAUCUCCUGUCAAUACUCUCACUAGAAGAGAAGUUUACCUGUAG